AUGCAUGUGAGAUCUUCCUUGAAAAAUGAUUUACACCAGCCGAAUCUUGUUUUUGGACCCGAUUUGGAUGUCACACUGCCAAUUUCUGUAAGGCUUCACUGGCCAACCGAUGGGCUUCACUCGCGGUUAUUAGCCCAUCAGUUGGCCAGUGAAGCCUUACAGAAAUUGGCAGUGUGUGACAUCCAAAUCGGGUCUAAAAACAAGAUUCGACUUGAUGCAGCUCGAUCAAAGAUUGGUGGCCCCUUAAUGAUAGUGGGGUGUAAAUCAUUUUUCAAGGAAGAUCUCACCUGCAUGAUUAACACUCGCAAUUCAUAUAAUGGAUGUAAGAAACAAGAUUUGCUCUUUUAUCCUACUUGCGACGAACAGGGUAAUCUUCAAUUACCAGGACCCGAGAUAUUCGAAAAUGAUUCAAAGUUAUUUGGAAAGGAAUAUGCGAGUGUUCUGGCAGAUAUCAAUGCAGUAGAAGCUGAAAUCGCAGCUUCAAAGUCAAGGGAUAAGGAUGUUGUUGAGUAA
Messenger RNA from Striga asiatica, 513 nucleotides. The record is from the annotation of a GenBank genome assembly. NCBI's taxonomy places the organism in Eukaryota, Viridiplantae, Streptophyta, Magnoliopsida, Lamiales, Orobanchaceae.